This is a messenger RNA of Danio aesculapii, 3985 nucleotides long. It is a transcript of the gene trmt44, whose product is annotated as tRNA methyltransferase 44 homolog. The transcript is spliced from 11 exons. NCBI's taxonomy places the organism in Eukaryota, Metazoa, Chordata, Actinopteri, Cypriniformes, Danionidae. Gene Ontology annotation, molecular function: tRNA (uridine) methyltransferase activity; metal ion binding. The record is from RefSeq and is a predicted model, not a curated record. Gene Ontology annotation, biological process: tRNA methylation. Bases 91 to 1968 code for a protein of 625 amino acids.
GAUCAAGCGAGUGAAGUGUUUGGCUGGGCUGGGUGUUUUAUUAUUCUUGACUGUUGAGGUUAAAAGCGUAAACAGUGUUCUGAAAUUAACAUGACAGAUCUGCGCAGCACAGAGAACUUUUGGUCCGCUGCUGACGUCUGGAUCAAUAAACCACAGGUUAUAAACAAGAGGCUGUCUGGCGUAACAGAGACGAAGUACAGGGACGUAGACACUUCGGGGUUAAAUCAUGUAUUGUCUACUCUUCUGGGGAGCAGUUUUGAGAUCAGCCACAUUUUUCAGUUUCUUCGCGUCGAUAAUGCGAUUAAGGAGCUUGAUACUGCAGGACGUUGGUGUGUUGGAGUCAGAACCAUUAUUCCCAAAGUGACCAAAAUGGCAGAGUGUAACGUUAUGUUCAAAGAGGUUAUUAUUAAAGAUAUUGUUGGACAUGCCGUGACAUUUAUCCCAUUUGAAGAGAUUGCUGGACAUGUUACUCUCAAGAGCAGUAAUAUUUAUCAAAUCGACAUGAAGCCUGAUGAAGGGAUGUUUUUCCUUCAUGUUCUGAGACCCGAGCAGUGGUACAGUGAUGGAAUAGCUUACCCUAAACUGUCUUGGCUUCGUACUGAACUCCUACCUAAACUGUCACGGUGGUCUUUGGAGAGCAAAACCUGUUUGUUUAAGAGCACCCUGUCUCUCAUACCGGUGGAGAAAUACAGUAUGCUCUACCAGCAGCUGAAACAGAAAUAUAAAGAUUUAGUAAAGGUCUGGCCAGAAGUUACCGAUCCACAGAAGUUUGUGUUUGAAGAUGUUGCUAUUGCUACGUAUCUGUUGGUCUUGUGGACAGAAGAGCGUGCUGGAAAGGGAACAACUACCAAACAGUCAUUUGUGGAUCUUGGCUGUGGAAAUGGUCUCCUGGUUCACAUAUUAAACAAUGAAGGGCAUCCUGGAAAGGGCAUUGAUAUUCGCAAAAGGAAGAUCUGGGCUUUGUAUGGGCCUAGUACACAUCUAGAGGAAAAUGCCAUCACACCCAGCAAUGGCUUUCUUUUUCCCACCACAGACUGGCUGAUUGGAAAUCACUCAGAUGAGCUCACACCAUGGAUACCUGUUAUAGCAGCAAGGUCAUCUUACUCUUGCCGUUUCUUUGUGCUUCCUUGCUGCUUUUUUGACUUUUGUGGAAAGUACCAACGAAGACAGUGUACAAAGUCUCAGUAUAAGGAGUACAUUGACUUCAUAACUGAUGUGAGCACAGUGUGUGGUUUCCACGCAGAGGAGGACUGUCUGAGGAUACCGUCCACUAAACGGGUAUGCAUAAUAGGCAAAGUUAGGAGGUACAGACAGGCUGAAGAAGCUCUGGUAGAGGAGAGCCGAAGUAACUAUAUUAAGGAACGUGAAGCCAUGUCGAUGAGCUUAAGGGUCUCUUUGAAUCUCAAUCAGUGUGGCCAUGAUGAUCUUGAUCAUGAUGACACUGAACUGAAUAUUUCAGCUCCUGCCAAUGACUGGGUGAGUGGCUUCCAAUUGAGGGAAAAGACAGAGGCUGUUAAAAACUGUGCUGCCCUUCCGAGGAAUUUUGUGGAUGCCGUAGUUCUGAAGGUGGCAAAGGCAUUGCUGACUCUAACUGAGACUAGCAACUGUGGUGACACAUGGAACAAAGGAGGUAGUUUGUCUGUUAGUGAAGUAGUCGACCUCCUGGAUCAGUCUACUCUGCAAACCCUUAAGAAAGAAUGUGGUGGUCUCCAGACUCUACUAAAAAACAACCACCAGGUGUUUAGAGUUGAGGGUGGAAGAGUCUUUAUUCGGGACUGGAGGAUGCAUACACCAGCACAAAGCUCCAAAGUAACGCUAAAGCGCAAACCCGCUCCACCAGGUGCCCUAAAGACCAGACUCUGCUGGUUCUUCACCCACCAUCCCCACGGAUGCCCUUUACCCUGCGAGGACUGUGCUUUUGCUCAUGGAGAGACUGACUUGAAACCUUCCUUAAAACCCCCAAAAUAAUUAUUACCUGAACAGAUGUUAUUUUUAGCUUUUUAAUAGCUUUUAACUUGAAAUUUGGAAAUUUAGAAAAACAUUCUUUAAAAUAUUUUCCGAAAAAUGAUUUAAUCUAUGCAAUGAGCAGAUGUUUUUUUUUUUUUUUUUUUUUUUUUUUUGCAUAUGAUUUUUUUUUAUGGUUUGGUAACUGAAUUUAUUUCGGUUGUAUGUGAAACAUCAGUAUAUUGAAACAAAAAGAUCUAAAUUUGUUUUAAAACAAUGUUGAAAAAAUAAUUGGCAGGAAAUCCCCCCCCUGGAACAUUAAAAGGCUUGUGUUGAGAGAGGCCAGGUGUUGUGUAAAUGUUAGAAGCAUAAAUAAUUUGUAGGACCGUGUGGGGGGUUGGACCAUCUGUGGGUCAUUGCCGCUCUGCUCAAAUGUCAGUACAGGAUAUUCCUUUUAGAUAUGGGGGUCACUCAGGGGCAGAGUGUCUGAUUGAAAUAUGUAUCAUUGAACAAAUAUUAAAUGAAUUUCAAAAUUAAGGGAAAAAAAAUAGUCAAGAGUGAAACUGAUUGGUUGUUUUGUUAAAUUAUAAAAUAAGUGAAUGUCUGUUUAUUUAUUGUCAGUAGACUUGUGAAGGUUCAAGGUGACGUGCUUUAUCUAGAUUUCGAAGGGCUUACUACCUUUCAUGAUGAGCAAAUCAUCUUUGAGUGUGUGCCCACACACCCACAUGUUCUAUAACAUUAGCCCAAGUCAUUUUGUCAUUGUGAGAAAGUUUCCAUCUAAAAGAAAAAUGCUCUACAAUGUAAAUUCUCAAGCUUAACAUGCAACCCGAAUUUCAGUUGGGACAUUCUUAAAAUGCAAUCAAUCAGGAAUAUGUGAUUUGCUGAUUAUCUUUACAUUUUAUUUAUUUGAUUAAAGUACAACGAAAAACAUUUAGUGAGCAUUGAGGAAAUCCAGAGAAAUCUUAACCCGAAGAGCUGAAUUUGCUCCACCUUUGACCCACAGAGGUGAAAAACUUCAGAGAGACCAUCUAGAUUUGUAUGAAUGACCGUCGUAAAAGUAAACAUCUGUCAUGGUUUGGGGAACAGCAGAGUAAACAACAUGGUUAAAUACUGUAUUAAAAUGAAAGUUGAUGUGAAAUCAUGUUGAACAUGCCACUGUCCCAACCUUUUUGGUGUGUGUUGCAGGCAUCAAAAUCUAAAUUGCUUUAUAUUUCCAGAAUACAGUUCAUUUGCUCGCUAAAAACAUGGAAACUAUUUUUAAGUUAAAGAUGGUCAGCAAAUCUCAUAUGUUUUUUUUUUUUAUAUUGCAUUUAAACUUCUGAUAUUCCGAUUGUAAAUUUCUGUCUAGUACGUAAGGAAAUCCUUCUUUAUUAUUUUUUCUGGAUCAGGCAUAUCUCAUUGUGGUAAAGCCUAUAUAAGACUAGUCAAGAUAUAAGAGACAUCUUUUAAUCCCUCCUGGUGGAGUGUGUAAUGAUAAUUGAUUGGUCUUACAUGGAACUCCUAAACUGCAAUAAUUUUGGUAUUAAAUAUAUUGAUAUUUUGAUAUCCCUUAGCUUAAUGUAAGCAGGAGUGUCAGAUUAUUUUUUUGGUUCUUUUAAAAUGAGGCACCAACUAUGGAAUUUCACAACAGCAAAUAAUCAAAACUUGUUGAAGAAAUAAGGAUUAGACAGUUUUUUUUUUGUUGUUGUUAUCUGAAUAAUCUGAACAAUUCAUUAGAUAUAUUAUUAUCACAAAUGUAGCCCACUGGUCAUACAACACCCACUCACAACUGGGAUCUAACUAGUGAUUCUUUGCAUAGGAGUUGAUUGCUCUAACGAGGAGGCUAAAGCCCAAGGCUUCUAACGCCUCUCGCUAAAGAACCUUAUGAGGUCAGGGGAGUGAGGUUUGGAAACAAUGAGCAACUGUAGUGGAGUAGGUGCAGGUCAAGUAGGUCACCAGGUGAGUAUUCAAAGUAACCGGUGGGAUUGAUGAGGAGACUCAUCUGUCACUGGGGUGUUUGAAGACCUCGGGGGGAAAAGAGAAACACAGACUAUCAAGUGUU